GAUUUGGAGCAGGAGGAAGGGGUGGACAUAGCAGCAGAUGAAGUUGCUCUCAAGGUCAUCAGAGAGCAGCUCCAGUGCAGAGAAAAAGAUGAGGGGCAGCAGCUCCUGUUCCUACAGGCCAUCUACCCCGCAUGUCUGGCUGCAUGGGAGAGAGGGGAGGACACUCUGGAGCUGCGCUGCUGCAAGGCAGCUGUGGUGAAGAGGAUUGUGGAGCUCAUCGAGGAGCUUCCCCAUCACUCUUCACCCAGCGCCGUCCUCGCCAACUCCCUGGCUGCAGUGGCCAUCUCAGCACCAUGAAACCUGCCCUUGAGAAAGACCUAGAGACCCACCUUUUGCGAGCUGUCCUUCACUCCGUCUUCACCCUGGGCACGGAGAAGGACACCACCUACAUCCAGGCUCUGCACAAAGUCAUGUCAGAGGUCCUGGAUGCCAUGCUGGGGAACCUGCUGGCAGAGUCCCCAGACAGGCUCGACUACAUCUUAGAGCAUGUCAACUUCUGGAUCGUGUCCAGGGUGUCCCAGGAGAGAGCCAGGGCCAUUAGGAGCAGCACAGCCCUGCUGAGAUACACAGUCACCCUCCCUGAAUUUGACAUCUCAGCAGAGUUCCCUAGGAUGGGUCACCAUGCGGCCCAGCUGGCUCUGUUUGUCAGUGACCCAGACAAGGACAGCAGCCGGCAGGCCAGGAAGGGGACUUACCGGCUCGACCAGCUGCUGCUCCAACAGUGGGGGCUGACCAUACAUGAGGCAGAAGAUCUGUGGUGCUCUGACUGGCACCAGGACAGCAGGCUCCUGGCUUACAAGAACACAGCCAGGGUUGGGGAGUCUCUGGCCCAGCCUCUUACACAGAUAUGUGCUGCAGCCAGCCCAGCGCAGAGAGAAGUGGGGACAGAUGAUCUCAUCCUGUCAAACCAAGCAACAGGGGUUCCAUUGAGGCUUAGAUGGAGGGUCCCAUGCAUCUCUGGGAGAGGAUGCGCCCGGGACCCUGGAGACGGUUUCCUGCAGGAGGUUUGAGCGGGGAGAGAUCACUCACUGUCAUGACCAGGGUUCCUGGGAGCAGCCACACUUCAGCAUGUCACCUGGAAGCCUACGAAAAACUGCUUACCUAAGACUUAUGAAGUCCAGACCCAGUUUGAGGCUCCAUCCCUGAGGCCUAUUGGCAGAGUCCCAGAGCAGCUAAUCAGCCCCCAGCACCUCCUUAAAACAGCAGUAGGAACAAGAAACUGUCUGAACACCCCAGCUCCU
Messenger RNA from Dermochelys coriacea (leatherback sea turtle), 1241 nucleotides. RefSeq lists its product as uncharacterized. NCBI's taxonomy places the organism in Eukaryota, Metazoa, Chordata, Testudines, Dermochelyidae. Bases 132 to 1010 code for a protein of 292 amino acids. The transcript has 10 exons. Gene Ontology annotation, cellular component: cytoplasm. The record is from RefSeq and is a predicted model, not a curated record.